Arabidopsis arenosa is the source of this 800-nucleotide messenger RNA. The record is from the annotation of a GenBank genome assembly. NCBI's taxonomy places the organism in Eukaryota, Viridiplantae, Streptophyta, Magnoliopsida, Brassicales, Brassicaceae.
CUCUGCGCCACUAAAGAUUGAAUCCUCUAAAUUGCAGAAAUGGCGACAGCUUUAGCUUCCAGGCUCUCCAAAGGACGUUCAUUGCUUGGAGGUCUUUGCAAUGCUUUCUCUGGUUUGAUGAAUUCCUCCAAUGGAAUGAUGAAUGGAAGCAUCCUCUCUCAGCAACAACAUAGGUCAUUCAUUCAAAUGGGGACGAUUCUCAAAUCCGUGGAUAACUCGGGUGCUAAAGAAGUGAUGUGCAUUCAAUCCCUGAGAGGUAAGAAAGGAGCAAGACUUGGCGAUAUCAUUGUUGGUUCAGUGAAAGACGCCAUACCAAAAGGUAAAGUGAAGAAAGGGAUGGUCGUGUACGGUGUGGUUGUGCGUGCUGCGAUGCAGAAAGGACGUGCUGAUGGAAGCCAAGUCAGGUUUGAUGACAAUGCCGUUGUAGUUGUGGGCAUUAAGGAAAAGAAGAAGAAGAAUUCGGAUGGUUCCAAGAGAAAAUUUGAGUAUAACCAACCGACUGGUACCCGAGUGUUUGGUCCUGUCCCCCACGAGAUGCGCCUCAGGAAACAGCUCAAGAUCCUUACUUUGGCUCAGCACAUUGUUUGACGACACUAAAACACCAGUUAUUAUGAUCUCCUUUAUGUGACUCUGAUCCAUUCAUCACUUGGGGUUUCUGUUUGAUUCUUAAACUAUUCAACUCAUUAUUUUUGUUAAAUUCUAAAGAAUUAUGAGACCUUAACCUACCAAUUGUGAUCUUUUAUUUAGGUUCGUUUCAGUCGUUAAACCCUACUCUCUAGUAGUAAAAAGGCAGGGGAUUA